AUGAACAGGUCACAGGAUACUGUCAUCGAUGAUGACGAGGAGACCUGUCCAUUAUGUAUUGAAGAGUUUGACUUGACCGACAAGAAUUUCAGGCCCUGUCCUUGUGGCUACCAGAUCUGUCAAUUUUGCUUCAACAGCCUCAAGAACACCUACGAAAAAAGUACGUGCCCGAACUGUCGAAGACCUUACGACGAAAAAACAAUUCAAUAUAAGAUUCCUACCGCCGAGGAGUUCAAACUCGACCAGCUGAACAAGAACAAAAAACAAGCCGCCGCGAAGCGAAAAGAGACGGAAAAGCGUGAAGUCGAGAACUCGGCCCGUCGUAACCUGGCAGGAGUUCGCGUCAAACAACAAAACCUCGUCUAUGUCAUUGGCUUAAUACCACAAAUCAAAGACGAACAAGCGUUGCUGCAGACUCUGCGGGGUCCAGACUAUUUCGGUCAGUAUGGAGAAAUCGAGAAAAUCGUCGUCAGCAAAGCCAAACCAGGAGCCGCAAACCAAGGAAUCGGUGUUUACGUAACGUAUGCGCGCAAAGAAGAUGCAGCACUCUGUAUCAACACCGUUGAUGGUUCUCCUAAUGGUGACCGGGUGUUGAGGGCUCAAUUUGGUACGACCAAGUAUUGCUCAGCUUAUCUUCGGGGCGAGACCUGCAACAACAAAAACUGCAGCUUUCUCCACGAGACUGGCGAAGAUGGUCAACACAGUUCUCUUCAAAAUGAGCCACACGUCACCAAAAUUCCGCCAAAGCCACCGAUGGGGUCCCAGUCCUCCCAUGUAAGCCUUCCUCCACGACCUCAAUCCACCACGCAAAGUACGACGACUCAACACCAUACCAAAGAGGAUGAUAGCAGCAGGAAGAAUAGUCAUGAUAGCUCUGCUCUUCCCUCCACUGCAAGCUGGGCAAAUGCCAGUGCUCCAGUUGCUCGGGCUAGACGGGCCAGCCAAGCAAACAGCAGAGCGACUCCUAGUCCCCAGAUGAUCCAUGCGUCACUGUCCUCCCAGAAGCCGGAUGAGUCCAAAGCCAAGGAGACGACUCCUGCCCCACAAUCUUCAACGGUGUCAACCAAGGCAGUGCCUCCCACCGACACUUCGGCCUCGAAACCCAAGUCCAAACCGGUGGACUAUGUACAACAACAAUACGACGCAGUCCUACGAGGUGUAUCACCAAAUUUCCGAUUUGUUUACGAUGAUUCAUGUCUCAGUCCCGAAGUUCGAGCCGCCGUUGAUGACAUGCCGCCUUUGAUUGAUCCUUACGGUGGAGCCAAACGUCGAGCCAUGCGCGAGAGAGAUGAAGCAGAACGAGCAAAAGUCGAAGCCGAGGCGAAAGCCAAACUUGAAGCUCAAGCAACAUCAGCUGCCGAAGACACUCUAGAUGAUGAGAACGUCGUGGCUGGGAGCCUGGCUUUGGGUGGUGAGCCCGAAGACGAUCCGAGAAGCUCAUCCGUUCGUGGAGCUAUCGGACGUCCACCACAACCUCUCUCAGACCAGUUUUCGUCGAUGAAUCUCAAUACUCACAGCUUGACUCCUCAACAACGACAACAAUUGGCUCUAAUCAACACCGGCAAUCUUCAACAAGCAGCGGAUCUUGGCCAAUCGGCUGCACAAAACACCGCCUUCGAAAUGUCAGAUUUUGAUCGACGAGGACCACAGUACAGCCAAGCCCAAUAUGAGCAAAUCAGUAGUCAUCAACGCCAUGGUUCGAGAUACUUCAACAACGACUCCAAAGCUGCCAGCAACGCCAAUCGCUUCCAGGGCCAACAGCAAACUUUCUAUUCCAGUGGUGUGCAAGGUCCUCCUCCAGGCUUGCCAACUGCCGGCACGCCUCCUGUUAGUGGCGGAGGAAUGUUUGCUCACGGUCAGAACUUCACCAAUCCUGGGUUUGGUCCCUCGAAAGAUACCAAUACAGAGGUCUACUCGAGAAAUCGGAGUGGGACAAAUCAAGGUCAUGACAUGUCUAAGCGUGAGUUGCUCCUUUCUUUACAAAAUAACCCCCUUCGUUCACCUCCAUUAUCAGCCCCUGCCCCUGGCGUUCUCAACCCGCUUUAUGGCCAAUACCAGGGAACCUACCAAGAUCCUGGCCUUGUCAAGCAAAGGAAAAAGGGGAAGAAGCACAGACAUGCUAACACUUCCUCUUCAGGAGGUGGUGUAGAGCAUCUUGCGGACCCGAGUAUUGUAUCCACGAGAGUACACCAGGGCAACACCACAGGGCAGGGGCUGUUUGGUGGUAACCAAGUAGAUGAGAAGAAUUUUCCUCCGCUGCCUAUCCGUUCAGAGAUUCAACCGACACCUAUUCACUCUCGGGUAUCGUCUUAUCAUAGCUUCCAGAGCUCUGGUCUUCGAUCGUCCACCCCCAAAAUCCCUCCAGGGUUUGAGCUCAUUCAUGGUCAUCCGAUGCCGCCUUCAAGACAGGAAUCACCUGCUCAGGCUAGUCAAGUUGCUGGACAACGAAUCACAUCAACGGCUUGUGCCACUGUUGCUCCCGCUGUACCUCUGGUCCCUGUAGGCCCACGCACAUCUAGCCCAAAGCUGAAGAUCCCAGAGAUCACAAAUGAAGGGACUAAGAACGUUGGGGAGGAUGAGAACGUUUCUAUUCAUGCCGGAAAGCAAAGAAAUGAGGUCAGCGACGCCAGCUAUGCAUCUCCGAGUAAGGAAGCUACCCGACAGAAGUUUGAAACAGAUCGAAAGCCGGAUGUGCUGGAUAAAAGUGAAGAAAAUUUCGCGCAGAAAGAUGAGGCUCUACUUCCCUCAAAAUCAGGCGACACCGAGAGUAAGGGUAAAGCCGUUGCCCAAAAACCCGAAAAGAGAGAGCCGCCACCUCCAGGGAUUUCUGCAAAUGCUACCGCAGCACCAUCUGCCGCGUCGGCUCCAACGGGCGGAGUGGGAAAGUCUGGCGCACCCAUUUUGGACGCUGCUGUAGUGGGUACAUCAGGAACACUGAGUUCACGGCCAGCUACUCCCGUCACCACAACCCCAUCCGAUACGUCCAAGGCGUCUAUGGCUAGACCCAGAACCUUACGUGUGACCACUGGUAUGACCACCAAAACGGCGGAACCUACGCCGGCAUCAGCGACAACUGAGAAAUCAGGCAUUUUGCCUCCUAUUUCAGUGACAAAGAGGGGCUCGAGGAGGCCUUCGCUGUCUUCCGCUCAGCAUAGCAGACCAUCAACACCAGCGAUGUCAGAGAGAUUUGUAUCCCAUGAUGUUUCUCGAGCAAGCUCUCCUCCACCCAAUGUUGUAGGUUCUGCGCCUGAACGCGUCAAAAGCAAGAAUCAACAAAAGAAAGACCGACGAGAUAAGGCGAAAAAGACUACCGAAGCAAGUGAGGCUGGAAGCGCCUCAACUCCACCAACCGUUGAAGAGGUUGCGCCGGUCAUCGCGAGACAGAAGAAACAAAAACGAAGAAUGGAGAGUAGUCCUGUGCCAAUCGUGGAUGACAAGCCCAAAGACAAGCCAGCCGAUGAUGUCGAGACUCCGACUUCAAAGCCAGAAGAAGUAAUCGAUAAGCAAACUCCCGAAGCAGACUCGAAGAAAGCAUCCUCGAAGACUCAAGAGAAAGAGAGAACACUAUCAGCCACAAACAAGACGGCAAAAGGCCCAAAUCAGGCAGAAACCCUUGGAACCCCGCCCCCGGCAACUCCAAACAAGGAGCCCACCUCGAGAGGUGUGGACCUUCUCAAAGCUCCCUACACACUUCGGGACCUCUACAAUGAAGUUGGUAAGGUACCUAGUCAUGCUGAGAAGGCAAAUCUCGUGCAGAAGCUUCUGGACGAACACGUCUCGGCCAUGCCUAAGAUCAUUUCGUCGAUGAUCCAGUCAGGAGACCUGUCCAAGGAUCACCCGUGGCUCAAUCCACCGAAUUUCAAUUCAGCUGCUUACAAACUAGCUCCUGAUGCCAGACGUGGACAGGAGUAUCUGGACGGAAAUGGCUACAGUGCGAACGAUGCAUUUGGAUAUAUUUAUCUCCCGUUGAAGGAGAAGCAAGCACUCAAGGACGGACAUGCCGUCAGUGUUGCGGACGCCGGUGAUCGUAGAGACGACCUCCUCAAGAGAUGUCUCGUCACACCUAGUGGCUGGGUCUUAAGACACCUCAGCGCAGAUGAAAGCGAAAAGAUUUUGGAGUUGGAAGAGAGACGGCAGAUGUAUAUGGAGGAGUUCGGUGAAGUUGGCACCAUGGACGGCCUCGGCGUGCUCGAAGCAGACGAUUUCACGAAUCUAGGGGGUGGCAUGGAACGACUCGGUCGUCAAGGCGAGCACCAUGGCGUGGUCUGGGUGACGGGUGAUGCCGACCAGAUGGGCGAGGAUGACGAGUUCGAUGCCUUCGACGACGAGGACGGUGAAAUCGAUGGUGAGAUCGGUGUCAGUGACGAAGAACCCGAGCUCGAACAUGAAGGCCUCGAUGAUGAUGAUGAUAAUGCUGCUGCUGCAGACGCCGCCGCCCUCGAUCUCCAGGAUAGCGUCAAUAUGCCUGGCGCAUGGGACCUGCUUCCAUCGGCUUCUCACAGUGGGACCAAGUCCACUGGCAUCGGUGCCGGCCGCGUCAUGUCUCUCCCUGGCCUGAACCCGCACUCCGAUUUGCCCUCUCUGCGAUCACCGAAUACCCAGUCGAACGUGGGCAACGCUCCACAUGCACCUCUGGGUCAUCGACAUGGUAGUAACACGAGAGCCAUGUCUUCCAAGGCCAACAUGGCGUCAAGCGGGCAGACCCAGAGUCAGAAUUUCACGACGGCGCCCACCAACCUUCGCGCUUUGGACUCCGAGACGCUCCAGAAGCGCGUCCAGGAGAAACAGAGGGAACUCGAACAGGCGCGCAAGGAGAUGGAUAAGAUCGAGAAGCUCUGGACGAAGAAGAGUAAGGAUAUCGGGAGGUGGAGAGAGGGGUUGACCAAGGCUUAG
Molecule: messenger RNA, 4893 nt
Organism: Rhinocladiella mackenziei CBS 650.93
Lineage: Eukaryota; Fungi; Ascomycota; Eurotiomycetes; Chaetothyriales; Herpotrichiellaceae
Exons: 4
Coding region: 1-4893 (1630 amino acids)
Biological process (GO): protein ubiquitination
Cellular component (GO): CCR4-NOT complex
Molecular function (GO): metal ion binding; nucleic acid binding; ubiquitin-protein transferase activity
Source: RefSeq, a predicted model, not a curated record